UCAAAAGCCGUCACUCCCUUUCAUUUUCUCUAUUGUUUGAGUCCAAAUUUGCAGUCGUGCAUAGUUUACCCAAAGAAUUUAAUUCAUUUUUGUGUCUACGAAUUAAAUAACUGAUUACACUGGCCUUUCAUUGAAAAAAAAAAUCGAACGGAAACUAUAGUGAAAUGUAGUGAAGAGUUGUGAACUAUAAUACGAAGUGUUAUGUGGCUACCACGCAGAAACUGCAGAAUGACGUAAAAAUUGAAAAUUUGCUACCGUAGAAAAUAUAAAUCGAGAUUAUUAGAAUUAACACCUUCUACGCGAACAUAGAAGUGCGUAACAGUCGCGCAGUGAAUUUAGAAAAUGAGUAAGCCAGAAACAGAUUCGGAUAGUUCGGAGGAAUUUUUCGAUGCUGAAGAUUCGACGCCCAAUCGCCUUUCCACUUUAAGUCGUAAAUGCAAGCUAUCACUUGAAAGUACACAAGCGCAGGAUGGAUUUAUAUUCCCUGACCCGGCUGUGCGUGUUAAUCCUUCAUCUGACAGCGAUGCGACACCGAUAGGUGGCGGUACUCCAGCUACCAGCAGCCCGACAAGUAGUCUGAGCUUGGGUGCGCGAGGACCCAAGCAGGACAUGUUUGUCGAACCCAAACCAGUGCAGUUUGGUAGGCAGCGAUUUCACGAAUUGCGUCAAUGCAUGCAAAAUGAUGAAGAUGAUAAUCCCGGAAACACACUCACACCUGAUUCUCAGAAUAGCUCCACUGAUGGCGUUUUCGCUAAUCGCACGACACAUCCCUUUAAGGUUAUAGAGAAUGAUACCAUGAGUAUACAGAGCAUGACCUCUUUGGGACGCGUUGGUCGCAUUUUGGCCGGCAACAUAGAUCCGUCAGCUUUAAGUGUCGAUCGUGAAUCGCUUGCGGCUCAUUCCACAUCGUCUACGAAUUCUCACCAAUUGCAACAGCAGCAGCAGCAACAACAGCAGCAAAUGUACUUGCAACAUUUGCAGCAACAACAGCAGCAGCAGCAACAGCAACUACAUCAAAAUCUGGGUAUUAUGGUGCCAUCCACCAGCAAUAAUUUGGCGGCAUUAGUCGAGCAACAAAAUGCCGCGGCUGCUGCAGCUGCGGUUGCAGCGAUGGCGUCGCGCGGCAGUACUGCCUCGCGUAUCUCUAAUAAACACAAUAAUACAACACCCUCGCCAUCACCAUCUCACAGCCACACUUCCUCCUCCACAAUUGGAGCUGCUGCUACUGCAGCUGCGACGGCGGCUGCUACAACAGCAAUGCCUGAAAAUAAGAUAAUAUUUCAAGAGCCGGACGUAAUUGCGAGCACCAAGUUGGCACAUUCGAAAACAACAGAUUCGAUCACUUUGAGUGGACCCAUUGCGCCACCAAGACGCAAGAAAAAGUCACGAAAGUCAACUAGUUCAUCGGAUCAAUUCAGUAUAAAUGAGGGUAUGCAUAUGUCAGGUGCUCCGGACACCGAAGACACAGAUAGUGAUACGCGUUCAGUUAAAAGUGUGCUCGAUGUACAGCAGCAAAAGUUGCGCGAUGAUAUCGCCGAGGAAAUCGAACGCUCGUGGCAGGAGACAAGUUCAAUGGCAAGUGCAAAUGCUGCUAGUAGCAUCGUACCAUUGCCUACUGCAACAAUAAAUAGCACGUCGAUACAUAUGACUACAAUUGGUGGGCGGACGCAUAACAUCGGUAUGAAUGCGCUCACUAUGGGAAUAUCCAAUAUACCGCUAGGUCCGUCAAUGACAACGGCGUCGUCAUCGAGCGCAGUAUCUGCAUCCAUUGCAUCGUUAGCACAAACGUCAACCUGCAAUACACGUCCUGUUACUACAGCCACUGUAGGCGGUUCUAUAAAUCGCAUCUCACAUUCAUUGGGAAACAGUUCCACAUCGGUCUAUUCGAAGCCGAGUCCUUCGAAUUCAGCAAAGAGCAACUCUGCGCCCGGACGUGUGAGAUACUUUUAUGCUGCUGGUUUUAUUUACAGUUCAAUCGAUCCUACACAAGGCCUCAAUCUAUAUAAAGCCACACAGGGUGGUUGUGUGGUUAAGCCACGUGACGAGGCAUGCAAUAAAGCUGAAGGCCCAACACAGGAGGAGAUUAAGCGUAUUGAACAAAUUCUGAUGGACGACGGUGCACGUCCGAUUUUAGCUGGUACUGGUUCGAAUAGUUUGGGUAGCGGUACGAGAUAUCCAUCACUUGUCUACCGUUCGAGCAGCGACAAGGAGCGUCGCAAAUCGGCUGGCGAUGAAGAUGUUCUCAAGCAGAUGAACAUCUAUGUGCGUACGCGCACUAGUUCUGGCAAACAAUUAACCGAUUUUGAAAUACUCAAACAGGUUCCCGUCAAGAAUUUAGAUACUGGCGAGAAUAUGACGCUGUCUGAGGUGCGCUCUCCACCAGUUCCCGAAGGCUGGAAUCCAUUGUCGCUGCACAUACUGAAACUCACAUCACAUUUGGAAGUGAAUCCAAAGGAAUCCGAUGAGGAGAGCGUGAUUGGUAUACCGCCGAGUAGUGAGGGUCAGCCACCGGACGAAGAGGAAGGCGAGACGGAAGAUGGAAGUCGCUUGAAAAAGAAGACAGCACGCUUUAAACGUUUCCUUGGCUCUACGGUGAGAAAAACGGUUGAUAAGGCAAAAUCGUUGGCAUCCGAAGUGUCACACGCCCGGCACAAAGAGGAUGUCGCCGAUAUAACGGAUGUCAUGAAUCCGGAGGCGAAUAUAAAAAUAAAAGCUUCAUCAACUAAUAAGGGACCAUAUGAAUUUACCAAAUUGCAACAUGUGCAGGAUUUGUAUGGCGAACAUACCGGCGCUGUUUGGUGCAUGAAAUUCAGCUCCUGUGGACGUCUACUAGCUACUGCUGGCCAAGACAAAGUGCUACGUAUAUGGGUAUUAAAGGAUGCUUAUCCAUUUUUCCAGGAUAUGCGCACAAAAUAUAACGCUGAUCAGAAAUCAUCUCCUACGCCCUCGCAAGAGUCGCUUGUAUCCCAGCAUUCAGAGGAGGCGAUCGCCAUGGCGGCCGCAGCUGAAAAAUGCACUGGCCCAUUUAUGCCGAAAGCGUUUUGCACCUACAUUGGCCACACCUCGGACUUGUUGGACGUGUCUUGGUCGAAAAACUAUUUCAUACUUUCCAGUUCUAUGGAUAAGACUGUGCGUUUGUGGCAUAUUUCGCGUAAAGAGUGUCUUUGCUGCUUUCAACACAUUGACUUCGUCACAGCAAUUGCUUUUCAUCCGCGUGACGAUCGUUAUUUUCUAAGUGGCAGCUUGGAUGGUAAACUACGCUUAUGGAACAUACCCGACAAGAAGGUGGCGCUGUGGAACGAAGUCGACGGCCAAACUAAAUUGAUUACGGCAGCGAAUUUCUGUCAAAACGGCCAAUUUGCUGUUGUCGGCUCGUACGAUGGACGUUGUAUUUUCUACAACACAGAUCAGUUAAAAUAUCACACACAGAUACAUGUACGUUCGACACGUGGCAAAAAUCGUAUUGGCCGUAAAAUAAGUGGCAUUGAACCAAUGCCUGGCGAGGACAAGAUACUUGUGACCUCUAAUGAUAGUCGUGUGAGAUUGUACGAUUUGCGAGAUUUAAAUUUAUCCUGCAAAUACAAGGGCUAUUUGAAUGUGUCAUCGCAAAUUAAGGCAUCCUUUAGUCACGACGGAAAGUAUAUAAUUGCUGGGUCGGAAAAUCAAUGCAUAUAUAUUUGGAAAACGAAUCACGAUUACUCGAAAUUGAGCUCGGUACGCCGUGAUCGCAGUGAUUUCUGGGAAGGCAUUAAGGCCCACAAUGCUACUGUAACUUGUGCCAUUUUUGCACCACAUCCAGAGGCCAUCAUAAAAUCGGAGCCCGAUGAAAUUGGACAUAGCGAAAAGUUACAAAACCAUCAGCCGGAUCCACUCGUCGAACAGCAUAAAAAGGGUUGUGGUUAUGUAAUGGUUAGCGCCGACUUCAAUGGUGCCAUCAAAGUGUUUAUCAACAAAACGAAACCCAAACACAGCAGCUUACCCUACACAGCAAUCGCAGACUAAGCUAUUCAUUUAUUAUACGCUGAUUUAAAAAUAAAAAGUGAUAUUGAUUAAGAAAGCCUAGGCUUGGUUGGCACUCGCUACCCACCACCUUAGGCGUUAUUCAUUAAAUUCAAAGCGACGAAAGUUUAAAAGUAAGCAAAUGCUUUGCCAAUAGACUAAUGAAAAACUAUUUUCCGCAAUACAAAAUACAAAAAACAAGAAAAAAAAACAAAAAAAAAAAACAAAACAUAAAAAAUAAACUUGGUUUGGCUCGAUUUGUAACGUUUAAAACAAAAGAAGUCGUGCGUGCAUGUAGAUAUAUUUUAUUUAAAUUAACAAAAAAAAAACAGUAAUUUAACUAUGCCGCUUCCGUUGAGGAAGAAGCAACACGUUUUCGAAAUUGUUAAAAGAUACCCCCUUUUCCCCUUUUCUUAUAAUUAUGUUGAAUUAAGAAUGACGAUUCAUUUGAUCAAAAGAGUAUUAAGUGUUGUACAUUGACUUCGCUAAUGGAUUUAUUAUGAGAAGCAAAUAUACUAGACGUAUUCAUGUUUUUGUCCGUACUUUACAUACCAGACAUUAUUCUUCGCUGCACUGCGCUGCUGUAUUGUCAUGCAAAUGUGUUAUUGUUAUUAUUAUUGUUGUUAUGAAAGUAUUUAAUUUUUUAAAUUUCGCAAGUUUUCGAAGGUUUAAUUUUUACUCAAUUGACGUUCAUACAUAUAUAUAAACAUAUGCUACUACCACCUACAUACAUCUACACUAUGUACGUCGUAGACUAGUCUCGAAACAAUAAACGUCGCUUAUAAAUAAAUAAAUAAAAUAAUUAAUUACAAUAGUAUUGGGGGUAAAAACUAGACAAAAAGUCAAUUCGUUUAGAUAGCACAUUGCAGAGCAUUGCAUUGCAGAUUUGUUUACUAAGUUGUAAAGAAGCCAAUUAACUAUAUAGUUAUAUAUGUGUGUGUAUUUAUAUUGCUAAUAUGUACGUGUGCAUGUAAAGGAAGUGAUUAUGUAAAGGAAAACAAAAACUAUCAAUCAAAAUAAAAUGCAAAAAAUAUUUUAUUUACAAUAA
Molecule: messenger RNA, 5047 nt
Organism: Anastrepha obliqua
Lineage: Eukaryota; Metazoa; Arthropoda; Insecta; Diptera; Tephritidae
Exons: 11
Coding region: 343-4002 (1219 amino acids)
Molecular function (GO): protein binding
Source: RefSeq, a predicted model, not a curated record